Lynx canadensis (Canada lynx) is the source of this 1045-nucleotide messenger RNA. RefSeq names its product TATA-box binding protein associated factor 9 (gene TAF9). NCBI's taxonomy places the organism in Eukaryota, Metazoa, Chordata, Mammalia, Carnivora, Felidae. Gene Ontology annotation, molecular function: RNA polymerase II general transcription initiation factor activity; protein heterodimerization activity; transcription coactivator activity. The coding region runs from base 108 to 905 and encodes 265 amino acids. Gene Ontology annotation, biological process: RNA polymerase II preinitiation complex assembly; DNA-templated transcription initiation. The transcript is spliced from 2 exons. The record is from RefSeq and is a predicted model, not a curated record. Gene Ontology annotation, cellular component: transcription factor TFTC complex; SAGA complex; transcription factor TFIID complex.
CACCAGGGGUUGGAAAAACCACCCUAGGCAAAGAACUUGCAUCAAGAUCAGGACUGAAAUACAUUAAUGUGGGUGAUUUAGCUCGAGAAGUCUGAUCAACGGAUAUCAUGGAUUCUGGCAAGAUGGCUUCUCCCAAGAGCAUGCCGAAAGAUGCACAGAUGAUGGCACAAAUCCUGAAGGAUAUGGGGAUUACAGAAUAUGAGCCAAGAGUUAUAAAUCAGAUGUUGGAGUUUGCCUUCCGAUAUGUGACCACAAUUCUAGAUGAUGCAAAAAUUUAUUCAAGCCAUGCUAAGAAAGCUACUGUUGAUGCAGAUGAUGUGCGAUUGGCAAUCCAGUGUCGUGCUGAUCAGUCUUUUACCUCUCCUCCCCCAAGAGAUUUUUUAUUAGAUAUUGCAAGGCAAAGAAAUCAAACUCCUUUGCCCUUAAUCAAGCCAUAUUCAGGCCCCAGGUUGCCACCUGAUAGAUAUUGCUUGACUGCUCCAAACUAUAGACUUAAGUCUUUACAAAAAAAGGCAUCUACUUCUGCGGGAAGAAUAACAGUUCCACGGUUAAGUGUUGGUUCAGUUACUAGCAGACCAAGUACUCCCACGCUUGGCACGCCAACCCCACAAACCAUGUCUGUGUCAACUAAAGUAGGGACUCCAAUGUCCCUCACAGGGCAAAGGUUUACAGUACAGAUGCCCACUUCACAGUCCCCAACUGUAAAAGCAUCAAUUCCUGCAACAUCUGCAGUUCAGAAUGUUCUAAUUAAUCCAUCAUUAAUUGGGUCCAAGAACAUUCUUAUAACCACUAACAUGGUGUCAUCACAAAAUACUGCCAGUGAAUCAGCAAAUGCAUUGAAAAGAAAACGAGAAGAUGAUGAUGAUGAUGAUGACGACGAUGAUGAUGACUAUGAUAAUUUGUAAUCUAGCUUUGAUGCUUGUAACAUGUGUACUUGGUCUUGAAUCCGUUGUACUGAGAUUAAACAUGCAUGCUGGGUGUUUUCAUGUUGUGUUGUAGAACAUGUAAAUUGUAUUUAAUGAGUAAAUAUAGUUACCCUCUCUGA